AGGACCCUUAUCUCAGUCAAUGUGCGCAGCUAGGGCCCCCUUUAUCUUCGCAGGGUUGGGAGGCGUAUCCUUUCCCCCUCUGCACUACCCUUCACAUACCACUCUGUCUCUCUCUCUCUCUCUCUCUCUCACCCCGUACCCUGACUACAACCUGCUUCAGACGACGCCCCACAACCCAUGAGAUUCCCACCCAAAGCUGAACCAAGUCCGCCGUGCGUCUUUUUCGCUCGAGAGGAAGCCGUCGGGGUCUUAUAAUUGCCGGGCUGUGCGCGCGAGCUGCCCCCGGCAUCACCUCAGCAAUAACACAAGGGGUGCCCAACCAAAAGAAGAAGAGAAGGGGGAGGAGAGGAAGGGGUGUGAGAGUGUUCCAAAUUGACGCUCGCAAAAUAAACAACACGACACCUCGUUUGGAAGACGUCUGCGGCGGGAAGCAAAAGGGAUCUGUAAACUGAGAUGGCUGAGGUGUCACAAGAGGAGAGACUCCAGGCCAUCGCUGAGAAAAGGAAGAGGCAGACAGAGAUUGAAAACAAGAGGAGGCAGCUGGAUGAUGACCGGCGGCAACUCCAGCAUCUCAAGUCAAAGGCACUGAGGGAGCGCUGGUUGUUAGAUGGUGCUCCAGCAGAGGAGGAGACUCAGAAGCGUCUGCAGGAGGAUGAGGUGAAGACCAAACUUUUAGAGCAAGUCAUCCUCAGGCUUGAGCAAGAGAUUGAAGAAUUAGAGACAGGAGUACCAGCCAAUAAGGGUGUGGCCAAAGAAAAUGGAGGUGAGAACGGAGUAGUGCAGACCUCUGGUCAGACACCCAAGAGAGAGGUGACAGGGAUUGAGGCCAAGCUGCUGGGCCCCAGUCCUGACCAAGCUAGUGCAGACAACCCAGUUACUUUAGUGUUCAUGGGUUACAAGACCGUUGAGGAGGAACAGGAGACUCGCACGGCCCUGGGGAUGGACGGGGUGGACGGCAAUGUCAAAGCCGAGUUUGUUGUGAUCGAGGAUGGGGAGGAGAAAGCAGGAGGAGACGCUGCCACAGAAGAGCAGGCUCCGCCUAAUGGGAGCAUGGCAGAAAAAGAGAAGGCUAAUGGAGGUGGGGAGGAGGGAGAGAAGGAAAAGGAGAAGAAACAAACCUGCAAAUGCUGCACGGUCAUGUGAGGUGUAUGUGUGUGCGUAUGUGCGCGUGGGUGGUACACACUUUCACCUUUGCAGGCAUGUGUGCCAUUGCAUGUGUCUGUAUUCGCAAAUGUGUGUAACUUUUUGUUUUUGUGUGGAAGUGUGUGUCAGGACUAUAAAAAAAAUUCAAAACAGAAAGUACAGUUACACAGCCAAUAUACCAACAACGAGAGCCAAUACAAGCUCCAGCUACAGCAAGAACCACAAAGACUCAUAAGUACACUUUACUCUAUAUUCUUUCUCUGAUAUGUAUUUGACUUUUGAUUUCUAUUGAUAUUUUUCUAUUUUUCUGUCUUGACAUUUAUAUUGUAUUCAGUAUGUAUAUCUUUAUUAUGGGACUGUGUACUGUAAGUUCAUUGUUAUUAUUGUUGGAAAGAAAUGUAUUAGCUCUCUGGACUGUACUGCUACUCAGUGGGGAAAAUCUGGAAACUUUAAAUCAUUUAAGUCAAAACAACAAACUAUGAAAGACACAGAUACUUAGAUAUAUAUAUAUAUUUCUCUGUGUAGGCCUAACACCUAUUUAUCGGUCAAUUUCAUAUUGCAAUAUUGUCUAAGAUAUUAUUUUAAAUAGUAUUUUAAUAUAUUGAUAUGAAAUUAUGUUUUAUACAAUGUAUUUAUUGUUUUUGGUUCUAUAUCAUCUCCAACCAUUAACUGCAUGUAAGCUUGUAAGCACUACCAGGUUUGCGUCACACUCAUACAAGUGUCUGUGUUUUCUUAGGCUCAUAUGUGCUCAUAUCUUUAAUCACAUAAGUCUUUCUAUCAGUAACAGUAAGUAUAAUUGGCAUUGUUAGAGGUAUGCAUUAUGUUUAAAAAAAAAUCUACAGCAAGGAGACAGAGACAAAUAGGAUCACUAACUAUGUUGCAAAUCAUGUUAGUUUGAUACUGUAUGUGGCACAUGUACAUUAAGAUCACAGCUGUUGUGUUUUUGGAAUACAGCUCUGUUUCUGAAAACAUCACAGCACUGUGUAAAAUGUAAAUAAAAACAGAAUGCAAUGAUUUGCAAGUCAUUUAAACUAUAGUUAUUGAAUAUAGUACAGCAGGAGCAGAAAAGUUAUAAAAUUUGAUUGUAUUUUUGAAAAUGUAUGCUCAUUUUCAAUUUGACUGUGUUAUGAGGUUAAAAAGUACAUGACUAGGUAUAACAAGUGCCUAACUACUUUAGAUUGGGGGUCCUCCACUCUGUGAACAACUGUAUGAGCAAAUAAUUCAGCAAUUUAAGGAUAAGUAAAAUUGAAAGAAUUUAUUCAUCUGUGCAGAGAUUGAAAGCAAUAAUUGGCUAUGAUAUUUGGUGCAUUUUGUACAUGGCAUGUGUGUGAAGGCACCAUUAAUGCUGGAUGAUAUCUACAUAUGCUCCCAUCUAGACAAGGCCUUUUUUAAGGUAGGCCUUGCUUAUUUCUGCAAGACACUGCCAAUACUCAUUGUACAAAUGUAGCAAUAGCAUGGGCUUGCUACAUAGGAAAUGAAUCCAGGUGCUAAAAUGGUGCAUCUGGGAGUCUAGACAUGUCACCCAUUUAAAACAUUUGCCAUAUUUUAAACUGUUGAGAAGAUGAACGUCAGUAUUAGGCAAGAAAUGUUUUGCUUACAAAACUACAUAAAUUGGUCUCCUAAGUUUAAAAAAAAAAAACAUGCUCAGAGUCAUGUUUAAAGAAGAGGUGAUGAAACAUAGCUGGCAAUGUGUUGCUGGUGUCGAAUUUAAAAAGUCUCCGGUUCAAAGUUUGGAUGUUGAAAUAUUUUACAUAAAAUAAAGGGUGCAAAUAAUUUGCACUUCAUUGCAUUGUAUUUUAUUUACAAGUGUUUCAACAUUUUUAGAAAAGGCUUGUAACAUGAAAUCACUUUAUGAUUAGAUUCAUGAGACCAUUACACAGUGUUUAGGAAGGCUUAAGUAAUUUUGUUCUUACAACAUUAGAAUCGAUGUACGUCUUAAUGAGGUAGCACUGCAUGAAGCCUUGCAACUUUUCCAACUUGUCACUUGUUAGGUCUUUAGCAUACAUUGUCACGUUCACAUGAAUGUAAAUCAAGGGGUUAAAUUGGGAUUCAUCCUACCAUAAUGAGAAGAGGGGGGCUUGCUGAGCUCACCAUGAAAAAAGUGCUUUUUGUCUUUAUGUACCAAAUAAAAUUUGAUGAGUCUAUAAUUUCACUGUGUCUUGGUUGGCUGGUGGUUUCUAUUCUGCUCACUCCCAGUUUAACCCCUGACUUUUUGUUUGUAGACCUGGGCCUAAUCGUACUUGAAUAGAUUUACAAAGAAAGAAAAGAAAAUAAGGGCAUUUGAAUAGAUUUUAUUUGUUUGCAAAUAUUAGUUAUCUCUCUGGACACAUCAUAAAGAAUUCAGCUGUAUCCGGGUGUCGAAGCUUUUAGCUUUUUUCCAUUAUUACAAAUCAUCUAAAUUGUAGAAAAAAAAUCUUAGCCACAUUAAACAUUAAAUAAAAUAUGCAAAAUAAGCCCCAAAAAAACCUAUUGAAAUACAUUUUGGCCCUAGUCUCCAUAUGUGUUUAGCAGACAUAUGCAGUUGGAUGAUCUGGGUUAGUAAUGCUAUACUACCAAUGCUUCUCCUCCCAGGUUCAUCCAUGUCUCUGAAUCACCUACAUGUCAUCACCAUUAUUUCCUCACUAUACUGUUUAAUUGCCAUUGGCAAAUCAUAGCCACACCCUCUAUGCUUGGAGACACAUUAAAAAAAAAAGAAAAAAAAAGAAAACUGAAGUUGGUGCUAAUCCAGAAUCUUGUCUAAAACUCUCCAUCCACCAACUAUUGUUCAUCUUGUUCCAUCUGUCUUACUCAAAUUGCUGGUAAGGGGAAUUCUACUGUCUCCUGCUUGAUGAAUAAGAGUCUUUCUCAACCUUCAGUGCCAGAUGCAUUCUCUCAAGUCCUGCCUAAUUUUAACAUCAGUGAAAUGAUCCCUUCUUACAUUCCUGAGGGAGGACAACAGGCAUGGAUGGAUAAGUUCUAGUCUAUGUACAGUUCCACAAUAAUUGUACAACUUCAUUUCUUAUAAUGCCUCUCAUCCUUUUUUUCUAUGGCCUCUUUGCAAGGCAGUAUAUUGUAUUUGAUGUGUGUAUUUUUAAAAAAAGAUUAAUACAUCUGUGUAUUGUCGGUGCCUUUGUCAGGUUCAUUUGAUUGGACUUGUCUGUUUGCCACCAUUUUUAGACUGGGGUUUUUCUUGCUGUGCUCCUGGUCACAAUGACCCACUGGAAACACUGCCUUCUACUAUGAAAGGUCACUAGUAUAUUAGAAUACUUCACUCAUUUUUCAAAUGGUAGCUAUAAAUGAACACAGCUUGGAUAAUUGGUAAUAUACAGACUACUGUUGAGGUCUCCAGGAAACUUUGUAUCAUGUAUUACCUUUUUUAAAUUGAUGAUAUCACUUCAACUAACAGAUUUAGCUGGUUUUUUUUUGGUUUUUUUUUUUGCUUGUUUGUUUAUUUUGUUUUAUUUUUUAUUUCCAGACAUGCAAGAAACCAAUCAAAACCAACCUUGAUCUGAUGUUUAACAUUUUCUGGAAAUGCAAACUUUAUAUAGAAGACUAACUGAUAGCCAGUGUAUAUACAGUAUAUGUCUAUAUGCAUCUGUAUAGAUAAAAAUGCAUACAUUUGGUGAGCUAAAGCUUUGCUUACUAGUGGGUCUCUGGGGCAGCAGCAGAAAAAACAACCUUGUGUUAUACCAAUGCCUGUUCAUCUAUUCUGUGGUCGUCUAAAUGUUUAAUCUUGAAUAAAACUAUUGUUUGUUUACAGCAAGUCAA
Archocentrus centrarchus (flier cichlid) is the source of this 4890-nucleotide messenger RNA. RefSeq names its product paralemmin 1b (gene palm1b). Lineage: Eukaryota; Metazoa; Chordata; Actinopteri; Cichliformes; Cichlidae. The record is from RefSeq and is a predicted model, not a curated record. Bases 454 to 1143 code for a protein of 229 amino acids. Gene Ontology annotation, biological process: regulation of cell shape. The transcript has 6 exons. Gene Ontology annotation, cellular component: membrane.